CCUUCUCCUCUCUACAUGAAACACAACAAAUAUUGACUGGGGCUGGGAGUCGAUCAGUUCAGUGGAUUUUAACCUUCAGUUUUCAGCUCAGCAGGACCGUCCAUCUCUCAGCGCUGUUGUAUUGUUUUAUAUGUGUGAGAGUGUGUGUGUUUGGAGGAAACAUGAGGCGUCUUCUGCUGCUUCUCGGGCUCCUGCUGCUCCAACAGGCCUGCUGCUUUGAGUUUGUGAUAGAUGGAGAAUGGGAGGAGGAAAUGUCAGAUAUGCGGGAUCAUCGGGAGAGGCACAAGAGAGCCCUAUUGACCAGCGAGGAGCAGGAAGACUUUGAGGCAAUCCGUGGGGAAGACAUCACAGUGAAGAGCUACAAGGUGGAGAGCCGCAUCACGUCCCGGUUCGCCCACACCACGGUCCGGAGCUCCGUGCUCAACUCGGGCACCAAAGCCCAGAGCAUCGGCUUCAAUGUGCAGAUCCCCAAACGAGCUUUCAUCACCAACUUCACCAUGAACGUGAAUGGAAUUAUAUUCGUGGGCUCGGUGAAGGAGAAAACUGUAGCCAGGAACCUGUACGCCCAGGCCCGAGCCCGAGGCAAGGCAGCAGGCAUCGUCAGAGCCAAUUCCCAGGACUUGGAGACAUUUAAAACAGAAGUCCAUGUUCCUCCUGGCAGUAACAUUGAGUUUGAGCUGCACUACCAGGAGAUGAUGCACAGGAAGCUGGGCGUCUACGAGCACUCACUGUUCCUGCAGCCUGGGAGGCUGGUGCCACAGUUCCAGGUGGAUGUGUACAUCUUUGAGCCCAAGGGAAUUUCCAUGGUUGAUACACCAAACACCCUCGGAGAGAAGUUUGCAGACAAUAUCAAAGUAACAUCGUCCGAAAAGAAGGCUCAUAUUGUCUUCAAGCCUAACCUCCAGCAGCAGAGAAAAUGUGACAACUGCACCGGAAGCGCUAUAGAUGGCGUCUUUAAAGUCAGAUAUGAUGUGACCCGGGACAGCAAUGCCGGAGAACUGCAGAUCUCAGACGGCCACUUUGUCCAAUUUUUUGCCCCCUCCAACCUCUCUCCUCUCCCUAAAAACAUUGUGUUUGUCAUUGACGUCAGUGGAUCCAUGUGGGGAGUCAAGAUGAAGCAAACAGUGGAGGCCAUGCAGGCCAUUCUAGAUGACAUGACCAUAGAUGACCAUUUCAGCAUCAUCGACUUUAACCACAACGUGCGCUGCUGGAGCGAAGAGCUGGUGGGUGGCUCCUCUAUUCAAAUCACAGAUGCCAAGAAAUACGUCCAGAACAUCAAACCCAACGGAGGUACCAACAUUAACGAGGCUCUGAUGAGAGCUGUGCAGAUGCUGGUGAGGGCGUCCAAUCAGAGGCUCAUCGACCCUCGCUCUGUCUCCAUGAUCAUCCUGGUGUCUGAUGGAGACCCGACCGUGGGUGAGAUUAAGCUGAGCACCAUCCAGAAGAAUGUGAAGCGUGUGAUGAGGGAGGAGUUUUCUCUCUUCUCGCUGGGCAUCGGCUUCGACGUGGACUAUGACUUCCUGGAGCGGAUCGCCAUGGAGAACAGAGGCAUGGCUCAGAGGAUCUACGCCAACCACGAUGCAGCAGAGCAGCUCAGGGCAUUUUACAGACAGGUCUCCUCCCCCCUGCUGAGGAGGAUCACGGUUCAGUUCCCGGAGGACACGGUGUCAGACGUCACCCAGAACCAAUUCGAUAAAUACUUCAGUGGCUCAGAGCUGGUGGUGGCUGGGAAAGUGAAGCCGUCAGAGAGCAACACCCUGACCAGCUUCACCACCGCCUCCGCCGCCCGUCUUGACAUCAAUCUGGAGACGGAAGGAGACUUUGCGGUGCUGGACACAGAGCUGGCUAAACAGCAGCACUCGUUCACGGGCUUCGCCAGACAGAUGUGGGCCUACAUUACCGUCAAACAGCUGAUCUCUGAGAGGUCUCUGGCUCCCACAGCGGUGAAGAAGAGGAAGAUCACACAGAGGAUCAUGGCGCUGGCCGUGGAGCAUCAGUUCGUCACUCCACUCACCGCGCUGCUGGUGGAGAGCGAGGAAACCAACGAGAGGCUGCUGGCCGACUCCCCGAAGGACCCCAAGCAUGGCUGCUGCUCAGGUGUGGGGUUCGGAGGAGGCUCUUCCUCCUUGCAGCCGACUCCAGUGGAAUUUGUCUACCAGGCCCCCCCCUGGGUCCAGAUGACCACUAAUGCCCCCCCCAGCCAGGUUAACAAGGGCCCCGAGGAGUACGCCCUGCCUCUAAAGGUCAACUUAGUGGAUAACGACCCUCACUUCAUCGUCCACCUGCCCAGAAGCAACAUGGACGUCUGCUUCAACAUCGACUCCACCCCCGGACAUAUCCUCAACCUGGUGACUGACACUGGAACAGGUCUGGUGGUGAACGGUCAGUUGAUCAGCUCUAAGAAAGCGCACAAAGGCAAACUGAGCACGUACUUCGGCACUAUCUCAGUGUACUACCAGCCCGAUGGAGUCAGCGUGACUGUCGGCACUGACAGCAUCUCCAUGACCGACGGCCCGAGAAACCACUCCUUCACCUGGGGGGCUACUGCGAAUAUCUCACAGGAUGGCGUGAGGAUUUCCAUCCUGAAGAACUCUCAUGUGUCCAUCACAAUAAAUAAUAAUAUCCAGGUGAUGGUGUUACUUCACCGUGUGUGGAAGAAAAAUCCGUUCAGUGUUGACUUCCUCGGUGUUUACAUUCCCAACCAUAACCAGUACUCCCCUCUGGUGCACGGACUCAUAGGGCAGUUUUCCAGAGAUCCUGAGGUGAGUGUCUACAACAUGCACGAGGGAAUGGACCCUCUGAAGAAGGAGGCCACGAUGGAGGUGAAGGGUAACAAGCUGCUCGUCACCAGGGGCUGGCAGCAGGAUUACAGGAACGAUACGAGGCGUGGAUCAAGCAUCUACUGCUGGUUCAUACACAACAGUGGGAAGGGCUUCAUUGACGGCCACUACACAGACUACAUCGUCCCAAAUCUCAACAGCUUCCUGCAGAUGCUCUGAGCAGCCAGAGACACAUUCAAGUACCAUGCUCAUCUAUAUGCUGCACAAUUAAUCCACAUUUUAUUGAAGCCACAACAUGGCAAUAUUGAAAUCACAGGAAGCACAUAAAUAUGCGUUUAAAAACCAUCUUUAAUAAUGAGUUGUGGUGCUGCAGACACAUCCUGGCUUACAAAUCACACUCUACAGACUCUAACCCUAACCCUAACCCUUCGCUCAGAUCAUGGAUUUAUAAUUUCAGGAUCUCGCUUGCCCGAUACAUUUCUACCGUUGUAUUUCCUAUCAUAACCCCCAACCCUGUCAUAAAUAUUUCAUUCCAUGUAAUAAGAAAAACACCAGAAAGUAACUUUUUGUUAAAUUUAUUUGGACAAAAUGUACAUUUGCAAUGCUAAGAUCAACUUGAACAUCUGAUACAAAAUAAAAAACUAAUUGAAAA
Molecule: messenger RNA, 3432 nt
Organism: Eleginops maclovinus (Patagonian blennie)
Lineage: Eukaryota; Metazoa; Chordata; Actinopteri; Perciformes; Eleginopidae
Gene: itih2
Product: inter-alpha-trypsin inhibitor heavy chain 2
Exons: 21
Coding region: 162-2999 (945 amino acids)
Biological process (GO): hyaluronan metabolic process
Molecular function (GO): serine-type endopeptidase inhibitor activity
Source: RefSeq, a predicted model, not a curated record